Molecule: messenger RNA, 727 nt
Organism: Paramecium octaurelia
Lineage: Eukaryota; Ciliophora; Oligohymenophorea; Peniculida; Parameciidae
Source: the annotation of a GenBank genome assembly
AUGUUUUGGUNCCGUAUUGGAUUGUAUGAACCUGUAAGGAUUAAUAUUGAAUUUCAAAGAUGCGUGAUUUCUUCUGUGGAAAAGAUUUCAAGGGUGAUCCUCCCCUGUCUAAAAAGAUUUACGCAGGUCUGGCCACAGGUGGAAUUGGUAUCUCAAUCGCAAGUCCAUUUGAUGUGAUAAAGGUGAGAUUUUAAGUCGAUGGAAAUCUUCCAGUUGAAUAACGUCGUUAUAAGAACUUGACAGAUGCAUACAUUAAGAUCUACAAACAAGACGGGUAAUAGAUAUUUUAAGAAUUUAAGGUUGCACGGAUUUUGGAGAGGAGUAACUCCAAACAUCAUCAGAAACGCUGUGAUCAAUUGUGCUGAGUUAGCCACCUUUGAUCACAUCAAGGAAUCUCUAAUUAAAACCGGGUUAUUCCAUGAAGGUUUAGCAUGCCACUUUGCCUCAAGUGUUUGUGCAGGAUUCAUAGCAGCAGUUGUUGGAUAGCCAGUUGAUUUGAUUAAGACAAGAGUUAUGAAUCAAAAUGUUGGUGUUUUAACAGUUGUCAAGAACAUCAUAAAAAAUGAAGUAAGAAAUAUCAAUCUAUUAUGAAUAGGGAGUGAUGAAUCUAUACAAUGGAUUUUCUGCAAAUGCAGGUAGAAUUAUCACAUGGAACAUUUGCAUGUUUGUUACAUUAGGUUAAGUUAGAUUAUUUGCAUUAAAUAAUUUCUAUAAGUCACCUGAAUGA